Messenger RNA from Physcomitrium patens, 1945 nucleotides. The record is from RefSeq and is a predicted model, not a curated record. NCBI's taxonomy places the organism in Eukaryota, Viridiplantae, Streptophyta, Bryopsida, Funariales, Funariaceae.
GCCGAAGCCGAGAUACAACUGGUCUUCCCUCCGACACAACUCGGGCGGAAGAAAGAGUGAGAGCAUCGUUGUUUUGUGUUUGGUUUGGUUUGGUGUGGGAUUUGAUUGAUUGAUUGAGAGAAAGCAUCGUGGUAGUGGUGCCAUUUAGUCAGUUAUUCACGAGGGGGAGGGAUUUAGUGUUGUGUUGCGUGUUGUUGUUGGUGGAGGAGGAGGAAUUGGAGGCGGAGAUGGCGAGCGUGGGCAGGGCCAUGGGCAGGUCCUUCCUGUCCACCACGAGGUCUGCGCUGCGCUCUUGCAAGGCGAACGGUGCUGAAGCAGUGGGAGGAAGUAUGAAGAUGGGGAAGAGCAGCCCCUGCUCUCCCUCCUCCUCGUCCGCUCCCUCACCGCCCGCGAGCUCCUUCUGUCAGACGCGGCGCCCGGCGUUACACUUCUUCCGCUUGCCGGGGGAGAUGGCAGUCUUGCAAUCGUUGCUUCCAUUGCACAGUGCGAAUGCGUCGUCUCGCUUGGUUGCGCAGCUGAGCACAACGGCCGGAGCUUUCUUUCAGGAUGACUGCGAUGACACGUGAUGGGCGCUUGAAUCCAUACAUUGAUGCGGCCUUCUACAUGAAUGUGAGAGUUGUCCCCUUGCGUUUCCUCAGUUCCUUACGAGUAUUCGGUUUGUUCAUUCGAUAAUAGCAUGUACAGUAUCCUCGCUCUGUAUGUGGAGGUUCUCACUCGAUUUAUGAGAUUGAACGCAUUUGGUUUUAUGUCUUCCCUGAUGUACCUCUCAAAUGAGAUUCCUUGGAGGAGAACUUGCUGUUCAUUGUUGUUCAUUCCACCCAUGCAAUACCUCGAGGUGGAGCUUAUAUCCAUAGUUUCUUUGAAGUCUUCUAAGAACUUUCUCUCUAGUUGAUAUUCCUUUGUGUUUAUUGCUUCCUGUGUUCACUUCUUAACUUGCAAUAUAGUCCCCUAAACGCUUGUUUAUUUUAAGGUAAUCGUACUUCUUAUUUUGCAUGGUAGUACGUUUUCGAGGGCACUGCUUACAUGAAGGAUUUGAUAGAUAAGUUAAGUUGUUCUUGCUUCUGUCAGGAGGAGUGUGGCUUAUUGACGAUAGCUGAGGUGCAUUUUAACUUCUUGACCUUCAGCUUGUUGGUUGUGGAGCUGACCUCCGUUCUCUCACUCGUCGUUUAGAAGGAUUCACCUAUAAUUGGAGGUUGUAGAUAUGUUUUAGAAAUUUGACGCGGUAACUGUUACUGUAGUAGAGAAGUUAUUUUUUUUGCUAUUCUCGUUUUCCCAAGCAAGGUCAAAGUUUUCAAGGAGAAUGUGUGCUGGGACUUGUUGCAACUCAUGGUUUUUUAUUUAUUGAUUUAUUGUUUGAUCCCUGCAUGUUCUGCCAGAGAGCUAUUUUCAGAGACAUAGUUUCUGUUUAUUUAAAUUUAUGUAGGAAAGAUACAUCUCAGGGUUUUUGUAGAAUGGGAUUUGUAGUUGAGUAGUGAAGGUGGUGUUCUUGCUUCUGUCAGGAGGAGUGUGGAUAAUUGACGAUAGUUGACGUGUCUUACGACCUACUUGGAACGUUCGAGAAUAGUCUGAGUGAUCGAAGGAGGUUGUUGCCGUGCCAGCCCAUUUGAGAUCUCUGAAACCAAGGUGAGGUAUUCGCUGGGAUCACUGAGGUCAGCGAGUGCGUUGUAACCCUGGUACAUUUGGAAGCUCGUGGAGUAGAAUUUAUGUUUGUUAGACCCCUGCCUUUUUCAGUAGCUUGGCAGUCUAUCAUUCAGUAGGUUUUAGUGUGAGAAUGAUUUGAGAUGCCAUUUUCUCUACGCGGCUUGAGUAUCAAUUUUCAGAAUGAGCAAACAAUUUUCAAUCCUGAACACUUGCACAUGUUAUCACUUUGGUUUUGGAAACGGACUUUCACCGAUUCGUUGGAAUCAUGUAUCUAGUCCUCUGUAAACAUGUACAGUUUUUCCAA